GGUUGGUUGUCUGUUAAACAAGCUCUGCUUUGUGGAAUAACUCAUAUGAUAUUUUCUCUCAUUAAUCAAGUGUUAAAAUGGAACAAAUGAAAAGCCUUGAAGACAUUGAAGAAACCCAGGAAAAGCUAGACGAUAACCCAGCCAGAGGUACAAAUAUUGAAGUGAACUUGAACAAAGUGGAGUCUGUUGCUUCUUUGUACUGUACUGCACAGCUCGGUGUCACAGGCACUUCACUCCCUGAACAUAGAGUGAAGCAUCAGGAAAACGAGGCUGAGGGGCAGCCUCAUACAGAGAGAAUGGAUGAGGAUAAUUCUGCUCAGAAACUAGAUUCUCCAACAGUAAACAUUGAGAGGGGUACAGAAAAUGAUAGUGCUGUAGAGGAAGCUUUUGCUAUUUGUGACGGAAUGGAAGCUGAAACUAAAAAUAAACGGAGAAUGGAAAAUGGGUGCAUUGUUCCAACAUGCAAAGCAGUUGUGGAAAGUCAGCCGACUUGGCAACAGCAGGAAAGCGGAUGGCCGAGAAAUCACCCACUGGCUGUUCAGCAGGAUGAAGGUGGAUCAGAAAAGGUGAGCAACAAGGAGUUUGAGAAAGUCACAGAAGCAGUUCCAGAACCCAGUGAGCAAAUGUUUCAGGAAAAACCACUGAAUGAGGUACAGCUACAGGAAAAAACUAUCAAGAUCCAAAACACAGGAUCACCUGGAGGACAGUACACCCAGGAAGGUGAGAUUACUCCAAGCCUUCUUGUAUUUGAACAACAAGACACUGUAGGAUCAGUAGGUGAAUUAGUGGGAAGUCGAUUUGAGAUGGCCUUUAAUCAGAUCCUCUCAGCAGAGAGGCACAGCGAGAAGGAAGCAGAAAAACAAAGUAUCAAAGGUGAAGAAACUGAAAACACAAUAGCUGAUUUGUGUCAGCAAACCACAGGAGAAAGUCUGGGUGAUCAUAAUGUCACUGAAGUCAAGAUAUGUGGGAGUGAGCGAAGCUUGAAGCGUUUCCUCUCUCAGACUGAGCUAUACAUAAGUAAACCAGAUCAACAACUGAGCCAACUCAGUGAAGCAAGCAGCUCAUCAGAUCUGCCUGCAUCAUCUUCUGGAGAUGCAAGUGUGAACAACUUGUUCCCACACGGGGAUCAAUGUGGUUCAACUGAUUACGGUAAUCUAAAUCCAGAAGAUGACGAAUGUAACCAAACUCUACAAAUGGAUAAAUUUCUGCUGAAGAAAGUGAUGUCCCCUGAAGACCAUGGAGAUGUUGCACUAGAAGGUGAUGCUGAGAGGAGGUUCAGCCCUUCCAUCACUGGGGAGGAGAUACAAAUAAACGAUAAAGGUUCCAAUCAUGCUUUGGUCAGUGAACAAGUCAGUCAGUCCAAUCAAACUUUGAAUACUUGUGCUAGUUGGAACUUCAGCCCAGUUGAGGAGACCAAACUGGGUGGCAGUUGGUUAAACCAAAGUGCACCAUUCACAGAGGCAGACUUAUUUAAUACCAAAGUUCAACCCAAUGCAUUUUGUCUCAUCGAUUGUGGAGAGAGCAAUAAUCAGGAGCAAGCUGCAAAGCAUGAGAACUGCAGCAAAAUUGAUCAGGAUGGAAGAGAUGCUUCUUCUCCUCAACUUCUGGAGAAUACAGAUAAAUCUGAAUUGAACCAUUUUGGACUGGCUAGACAGAAAGUAAAUAAAACCCAAACUCUCUGUAGUGGAGAAAUUAACUUUAAUAUAAAUAUCAAAGAGCUGUGUCCACCUUGUAAUACUGAGAGCAGUGAACAGGACAAUCUGUCUCAGCAAGCAGACCGACUUAGUAAAUCCAAUGAAUUGGUACAAAGUGUGCAGGAAAAGAAACUUGAUGUGAAGGACAUUGACUCUUAUAAGACUGAAGACUCUCAAUUUGAUCACAUGACUCAAAUCCAGAAACAUAGUUUUGUUCACGGUGACCAAACUAGCACAGCUAAUGGAACUUCACAAAAGGAGCAGGUUUGGGAAGUUAAUGAAAGUUCAAAAGACGGUGGACAGUACAAAACUCCAACAAGCAGACCAGGAAAUGGGCAUUAUCAAGUUGAUGUUGCCGAAUCAUCUUCCCAAAAAGGUAGCAGUGAGGUGGAGUUCGGUCAAAACCUGGAGCAGGGACCCAUCAGUGCAUCUGAACCAGGCAAAAGAGCUACUGACUACUGCGCAGUGAUGGGUGGGCAAGGAAGGGUGCAUAGCAUCUUAUCUGGAGGCACAGGGUCAGCCCUUGAGACUCAAACCUCCAUUGAUGCCUCUGUAACGCACAUGUUGUCAGAACAUAAUGUGACAUCUGCAAACUUUGAGGAACCAGCAAAGCAGAUAUCCAAGAUGGCAGAACAUUUGGACGAGAGAGAGUCUGAGGAGGUCAUUAAUGUCUCCAAUAUCAAAAAGGCAUUUGAGAGAAAAGACAGGAAAAAGGAGAAGAUGCCAGAUGUCCCGAAGAAACGUGAGAUGCAACAGCGGAAGGUGGUACGACAGAGCAAAUUUCGGCACGUCUUCGGACAGGCUGUGAAAAAUGACCAGUGCUAUGAUGACAUCAGAGUUUCCAGGGCCACCUGGGAUAGUUCAUUCUGUGCUGUAAAUCCCAAAUUUGUGGCACUAAUUGUGGAGGCAAGUGGUGGUGGAGCAUUUAUGGUACUUCCUUUGCAGAAGACUGGCAGAAUUGACAAGUCAUAUCCAACCGUUUGUGGACACACAGGACCAGUGCUGGACAUUGAAUGGUGUCCGCACAAUGACCAAAUUAUCGCUAGUGGCUCCGAGGAUUGUACAAUUAUGAUCUGGCAAAUACCAGAGAAUGGACUGACAGUUCCCAUCACAGAGCCUGUUGUCAUCUUGGAGGGACAUGCCAAGAGAGUUGGGAUUGUAUCUUGGCAUCCGACUGCGCGCAAUGUUCUACUUAGUGCAGGUUGUGACAAUGUAAUCAUCAUCUGGAAUGCGGGAACAGCUGAGGCCAUGAUAACACUUGAUGACAUGCACCCAGAUAUGAUCUUUAGCACAUCUUGGAACCGUAAUGGCAGCCUCCUGUGCACGACCUGCAAGGACAAGAAACUGAGAGUGAUUGAUCCACGCAAAGAGGAAAUUAUUGCUGAAAAGGAUAAAGCUCAUGAGGGAGCACGGCCAAUGAGAGCAGUGUUCUUGACAAAUGGCAACGUCUUCACCACUGGCUUCAGCCGCAUGAGUGAACGGCAGCUUGCCCUGUGGAACCCGGAAAGCAUGGACGAGCCCAUAGCUUUGCAUGAAAUGGAUACCAGCAAUGGCGUGCUUUUACCUUUCUAUGACGCAGACACAAAUAUCGUAUACUUGUGUGGAAAGGGUGACAGCAGUAUUCGCUACUUUGAGAUCACAGAUGAAACACCGUACGUCCAUUACUUAAACACUUUUGCCAGCAAGGAGCCACAAAGAGGGAUGGGAUACAUGCCAAAAAGGGGCCUUGAUGUUACCAGAUGUGAGAUUGCCAGGUUCUUUAAACUUCAUGAAAGGAAGUGUGAGCCAAUCAUUAUGACAGUGCCAAGAAAGUCUGACCUUUAUCAGGAUGAUCUAUACCCUGAUACGCCUGGACCAGAAGCAGCAUUGGAAGCAGAAGAAUGGUUUGAAGGACAAACCAAGGACCCUAUUCUUGUCUCCCUGAAAGAUGGCUAUGUACCUGGGAAAAACAGAGAGUUUAAAGUCCAGAGGAACCGUUUAGACAAGCCUGCGCAGAACAAAAAAACUGAAAGUGGUAGUACUCCCAUGAAGGGGCCCUCUGUCAAUGCAAAUUCCGAAUCCAAGUUGGAUGAGUUGUUUCAAGAGGUUAAAACUCUGAAAGCCACUGUCGCCAGCCAAAACGAGCGCAUUGCCAACCUUGAGAAUCAGAUGGCCAAGAUCACUAUCUGAAGCCUGUAUUAUGCUUUAUCAUGGGGGUACAAUUGUCUGGUGUGGAUUAUCGGCAAUCCUUCAGUCACCAAAACUCUGACCCUCGCUACCCUGCCAUUGGUGGAAGCACCCUUCAGCAUUCCAGUAUCAAAUUGCCCUCCUUUUCCUCCUAUCUCACUGGACUAACUUAAUUUGAAUUUGGAAACACAAUUCACUUUUUUUUAAAUAGAAUUUAUUUUCAGGAUUUUUAACAAAGGUGGCAAUUGUCUUUAUCUUCACGCUUUCCACAUUGAAACAUAUGAGUAUUAAUUUUUUUAUUCUUAACUCAAGUCCUAUGCAUAUAUAAAGGUGUGCUUUACUCUAAUACUAGAGUGAUUUCCAGGUUAUACGGGCUUGUCUGUCUCGUCUGUCAGGUACCGGUUUUUAAAAGCGACUACACAUUCCAUGUACAAGUGUACCAGCACCAUUAAAGAACACUUAAUGGGUUCAGCUCUUAUAGAGCAAGGAAUGGUGGUGUGUCAUUAAAUAUACUUCCAGUUGCAAAGAUAAAACAUUGAUUAUAAAAUCA
Chiloscyllium plagiosum (whitespotted bambooshark) is the source of this 4410-nucleotide messenger RNA. RefSeq names its product coronin-1C. Lineage: Eukaryota; Metazoa; Chordata; Chondrichthyes; Orectolobiformes; Hemiscylliidae. Gene Ontology annotation, biological process: actin filament organization; neural crest cell migration. The record is from RefSeq and is a predicted model, not a curated record. Gene Ontology annotation, molecular function: actin filament binding.